CCCCGGCGCGAACCGGGCUUCUCCCGCACCGUCACUCCCCCUCCCCCCUUCCUAAUCCAGCCCCCCUUUAUACUCGUGUACUUAUAUCAAUCGCCGCUCAAUCAGAUCUGCUUGUAUAGCCUGCCUCCUCUCUCUCCCCAUCCUCCCCAUCCUCACUGCCCACCAUGGUGGCCAACGUCGAGAUCAUCCCGCAUUCAGAGACGAUCCACAUGUAUGGACCGCCCGACACAAACUCUGCCUACACCGUGUCUGGCGUCGUCCGCAUAACACCUACCUCCUCUUCGUACUUCUUCGAGCGCCAUCAGCCUCGACAGAUCACGCUUCAGUCCCUCGUCGUCACCUUCGAGGGUCAGUCCGAGACCCUCACGCCAACACACGGCUAUCGCUCUGUCCGCCUCUGCACGACCUCACGCCAACUUGUCCCAAAUGAACCCAUACACCUAACAAAUGAUGAGCACGAUAGCUCUGAUGGCUCCGAUAGCCCAUGUUCCUAUGAUUUCGUCUUCAACAUCCCCGUCGCCGGCUGGCUUCCCGAGUCCACGUACUUGCGCAGAGGCUUCGGCACGCGCUACGUCCUACACGCUGCAGCGCAGUUCGGCAACGCCGGACCCUCGAGCUCGUGGACGUCAUUGUGCGUGCCGUUCUUCGCACGUACGCGCAGCGCCGCCUGCCUUCGCCAAAUCACCAUCCGUCGCUUCGGCAAGCACCCGAGUCUCCGGUGUUACGCGAACGAGCAGGCGGCGGCUAGCGAGCGUAGUACUGCAACCUAUGUCGUGCCCACGCCGCAGUGCGAGCAGGGCAGCGCCCCCGCAGUACCGGACGACAUCAUUAAGGCUAUCCAGACCCUAGUCUCCGUCCCGGAGUUCGUUGAUGUGGAGGAGGAGACGUUGAAUGCGACUCUACGCCUGCGCACGAAGGGGCUCGACCGCGAGCAGUGCAAGAGGCUACAGAUUCCAUCAUUCAGCGUUGAUGUCGAGCAGUCCGAGACGUUCAGAGCGCACGCAAGCCAUCUUUACGAGGAACGGUUCCCACUGCCGUCGGAAGACAUGCAGCCGCCGCAACUGCCUCUGCUUGACGGACACCCUGACGCGGCCGAUCUGGGCAUGUUCGUCCCUGAGGCGAAUGAGGGCGACGUUCUCAUGCGCACGUUCUCGCUCUUGCACCCGCACACCCCCAGCGAGCAGCGCCUCGGCGAGAACAACCGCUGCUUCGCCCGCGACGCGGAGCAGUCCUCGCAGACGUGGUACACGCUGCAGGCGUCGAUCCCGUACAUGCGCGCGCAGGCACACACGCCGGACGACAAGUGGGCGGGGCGCAAGGUGCUCAAGUCAACGGUCACGUCGCCGUUGUUCACCAUCGGGCACGCGCUGAAGCUCGCGGUCACGGUCGCGUACGAGCUCGAUAGCGGUGAGCAGGCGCGUGCGGUGCUCAAGUUCGACGUGCCGCUUCGCUUCAGCCGCGCGCCGCCGCCUCCGGCAGCCCCGGCAGCGCACGUCGUUCUCGCGUCGUCGACGUCUGCGACUGAGCCGCCUUCGCUCACAGCGUCUGCGCCGUAUGCGGCGUCAAGCGCCCUCCCUGCGUACUCCAACCUAUACGACGCUUCCGGGAACCAGAAGGUCGACUACUCGGACUACCUGCCGCGCUAUGCGCCUGCCGAGACGCCCUCCUCUUCCGAGCUGCCCGACUACGACGGCCCCAACGCCGCCGAGGAAGCCGCAGUCGCAGCCGCCGAGACCGCCAUCGCACCACCCAAACCGCUCGUCGACCUCGGCGAGGGUUCCUCGAAAGCGCCGCUUCCGACUGCCGACAAGACGACUUAUGACCACCCGAACGACUUCGACGACACGGACGAACAUUCGCCGUUGCUCUCAUAGGACUCUCAACUAUUUAUUCCUCUGCUCUUGUCCGAUUUCUCGUCUCUUCACUCACGAUCUGUUCGAGCUGGUUUCAUCGCACUACAACACACUACUGUAUUUUUACCCCUCGCCUCUUCUGCUUUUCCGAUACCAAUCGAGUUCAUCCAACUCGAGUUCAACGACAGUUUAUAUACUAUCCUACCCUCACGUCCUGUACUAUCCAGCGCGGCCCCGCUUGCGGGUGCCGUGCCCUGUAUCCCUUCUUCGUUGACUCGGAAUGUACAUGACCAGUAGCUAAGCUACCUACUACACCGCUCUUUGUACAGGUAUGAUUUAUGCACGAAUUGCCUGCUAUGAAUGACAAUCAUGUUUUAUUUA
Schizophyllum commune H4-8 is the source of this 2234-nucleotide messenger RNA. RefSeq lists its product as uncharacterized. The record is from RefSeq and is a predicted model, not a curated record. The transcript has 4 exons. NCBI's taxonomy places the organism in Eukaryota, Fungi, Basidiomycota, Agaricomycetes, Agaricales, Schizophyllaceae. The coding region runs from base 165 to 1874 and encodes 569 amino acids.